GUCGGCGUGGCCAUGGUGCUGGUGCUGCUGGUGGCCAUCCCGCUGCUGGUGCACAGCUCCAAGGCGGCCGCGCACUAUGAGAUGCUGGGCAGCUGCCGCAUGGUCUGUGACCCCUACCCCGGCCCCGAGCUGCCCGCGGCCUCCCCGCCGCCCUUCCUGCCCGGUGCUAAGGGCGAGCCAGGCCGCAAGGGUCGUGCCGGCGUACGGGGACCCCCGGGACCCCCGGGACCACGGGGGCCACCGGGUGAACCGGGCCGGCCGGGGCCACCGGGGCCACCGGGGCCAGGUCCCGGGGGGUACAUCCCCUCCUUCUACAGCCCCAAGAUCGCCUUCUACGCGGGGCUGCGGAAGCCCCAUGAGGGCUACGAGGUGCUGCGCUUCGACGACGUGGUCACCAACGUGGGCAACUACUACGAGCCCUCGAGCGGGAAGUUCACCUGCCCCCUGCCCGGCAUCUACUUCUUCACCUACCACGUCCUCAUGCGCGGCGGCGACGGCACCAGCAUGUGGGCUGACCUCAUGAAAAACGGGCAGGUCCGGGCCAGCGCCAUCGCGCAGGACGCAGACCAGAACUACGACUACGCCAGUAACAGCGUCAUCCUGCACUUGGACGUGGGGGACGAGGUCUUCGUCAAGCUGGACGGGGGCAAAGUGCACGGCGGCAACACCAACAAGUACAGCACCUUCUCCGGGUUCAUCAUCUACCCCGACUGACCCCUCCGGGUCCUCCCCAAAACCCACCCCCAUCAGUGCUCCGUGUCCCCCUCCCCGCAUGCAGCACCCCAAGGGUGGCAUCGGGGUGUCCCGGUGCUGUCCCCAUCCCUGCAGCUGAUCGUGGGGCGUCAUGACCCCCCCAAUAAAACACUCG
Molecule: messenger RNA, 868 nt
Organism: Strigops habroptila (Kakapo)
Lineage: Eukaryota; Metazoa; Chordata; Aves; Psittaciformes; Psittacidae
Gene: C1QL4
Product: complement C1q like 4
Exons: 2
Coding region: 13-714 (233 amino acids)
Molecular function (GO): protein binding
Source: RefSeq, a predicted model, not a curated record